Messenger RNA from Raphanus sativus (radish), 890 nucleotides. Its product is annotated as stigma-specific STIG1-like protein 4. The transcript has a single exon. The record is from RefSeq and is a predicted model, not a curated record. The coding region runs from base 70 to 684 and encodes 204 amino acids. Lineage: Eukaryota; Viridiplantae; Streptophyta; Magnoliopsida; Brassicales; Brassicaceae.
UUAGCUAUAGAAUUUACAAAACUAAUAAAUAGUGUAAUGCAACAUGCAUCAUAAACACAUCAACCAUCCAUGCAAGAAAAACAUGAACACUCCCAAAUAUUUCUCUCACUUCAAACUUAUAUAAACCUUACAUUAAUUACAGAACCCAAUCAGCAAUACAGUAUGAUGAUCAUCAAGUUAUUAAUACAUGUCUUAUUCUUCUUCCUGAUUAAUUCUCUUCAUCAAGUUCUUGGUCAAUAUAGCCAGCUAAACACAACUUCUUCAUGGCUAAAGAACCACACCAAAUCAUACACACUGCCACUGGAUAAGCCACCAAAGCCACCAAUUUGUAAAAUUAUUGCUUGCAAACGGUCAGGACCACCAACGGCUCGAAAGAGAUGUUGUCGUAACCAAUGCGUUGAUCUCUUGUCUGAUCCAAAUCAUUGCCGGUUCUGUUUCCGGAGAUGUCGGUUUGCUUUUUCUUGUUGUGAUGGAAAUUGCGUAGACACGAACAAUGAUCCUUCUAACUGCGGACAAUGCGGGAACAAGUGUGAUCCUGGUGCACCUUGUGAAUUUGGUAUGUGUGGUUAUGCUGCUCCUUCGUCUCAGCCUGGAAAACGUCCUCGUCAUCCUAAACGGCCACGUCCUCCUCCUUCACCGAAAAGUGACGGUGAACUUCAUGAUGACCGUGAUGAUGAUGAAUAAAAUCGUAACAUGAGGAGAAAAUGAGAUUGAGUAUUGUUGUUCUUCAUUGAUUAGUAAUUAUCUUGUGUUUUCGAGUUCGUUUAUUCAAUGAAUUUUAAUAAUUUGCGUUAGUUGAGGUUGUGUGGUUCGUGUUUAGCGUUUCAUCAUGUUUUGUUUGUUGUCGUUUCUUAAUUUAUAAGGUCGGUAUAGUUGUUAUGGUUGAUUUA